Symbiodinium sp. CCMP2592 is the source of this 1170-nucleotide messenger RNA. The record is from the annotation of a GenBank genome assembly. Lineage: Eukaryota; Dinophyceae; Suessiales; Symbiodiniaceae.
AUGGCGGCCGGCGACGCGGGGGACGAUGACUCUGCGACGGAUCCGGAGAUGCCGCCUUUGAUCCCCGUCUCCCCACAACCGCUGCCGGAACCGAAGCGAGCUCCGAAGCUGUCAGCGCUGCAGCAACUUCGCAACCGAGCCCGGGGCAGAGGCCGCGACGGCCGCCUUGGAAUCCGCGGUCGGGGCCGAGGGGGCGCCGCCAAAGCGCUGCCCAAGAAGUUGUCACGACUUCCUCUGAAGGAUCUGCCUCCAGUUUUCGCCGGUGCCGGUGCUCUCGGUGCCGGCCCCUUGCAGACCGUCGAGUUCGGAAAGCGUGCUGGCGAUCUGGCCGCAGCCCUGGAUAAGAUCACGUCGCCUGCCCUUGCUGCCUCUGCUGAGAACCCAGAGCCAGAGUUGCCGAAGAAGCGAUCCCGCCGAUACUCCCUGGAGGGGUCUUUGGAAGAAAUCGAGGUGUCCAAGGAAGCCCGAGCAAAGGCAGCUGCGAGCUUGGGCGAGGAGUUUGUGGACUCCGAGGCCUCGGAGAGCGACGAGGAGGAGGACGAGAACGACGACGACGAUGAGUGUGUUCCCAAGAGCAAGCGGAAAGGCGCCCAGCGCCGGCAGAAGGAGCUGCCUCCCGGUGCUCCCGCCGCGGUCUCUGCUUCGGAGGAGGUCCUGGGCGCUCUGAGCGCCGCCGCUGCUGCGGACGAGGAAGGUGCACCAGUGCUCCCCGGAGGCAGCUCCUUCGGACCUCGAUUCAAGAACCUCUCGCAGAACGAGUUGGUGGCCGCUCGAUCCAAGUGGCAGCUGCAUAGCCUGGCCGGAACCCAGGUGACGAGCUCGGAGGACAACCGAAAGGCUGCCGCGGACCUCUUUGCCAUCCUCCGACAGCGGCGGGAAGAGCGUGAGGGCAAAAGCCACGAGGGCAAGGAGGCCGCAGAGGUGCCGAGCCGCCCCGUUUUUCGGCGGCCGCCGGCACGGGCGCAGGCAGUCGAGGAAAGCCCGACUGCUGCAGCAGCACCGUCUGCGUUCACCACUCCAGGUGCGCGGAUACUGGAAGAGUGUGUGGCUGGUGCUGGACACAAAGGUCCAGGCCGCCGCAAGGCAGCGGAAGAUGUGCCUGUAGCCGUCAGCGCUGCGAAGAAACGGAAGACAGCCUCUGUAUGCAUUGCACAAGACGCAGAUGACUGA